Molecule: messenger RNA, 753 nt
Organism: Penicillium expansum
Lineage: Eukaryota; Fungi; Ascomycota; Eurotiomycetes; Eurotiales; Aspergillaceae
Product: alpha/beta hydrolase
Exons: 1
Coding region: 1-753 (250 amino acids)
Source: RefSeq, a predicted model, not a curated record
AUGACUGAAUCCACCACUAUUCUCUUCGUUCCAGGCGCAUGGCAUAGCCCUGACUGCUUUGAUCCAGUGGUACAACGCCUUGAAGCAGCAAACUACAAAACUGACAAAGUCCAUUUGCCCUCAGUCGGUCCAGCUGAGCAUCACUUGAGCUUUGAUGCAGAUGUUGCGCAAAUUCGCAGUCAAAUCGAACGAGCAGCAGAUGCCGGGCAAGAAGUCGUUGUGAUUGUUCACUCUUACGGUAGCCUGCCCGCAAACGAGGCAAUCAAAGGUCUAGACAUCAAAACACGCCAGCAGAAUGGUCUGACUGGCGGUGUCACGCAUCUAUUCUUCUGCACGUCCUUCAUCAUCAAGGAAGGAGAUUCGCUGAUUGGCGCUUUUGGUGGAAAUGACCUGCCAUGGUUCAUUGUCAGCGACGACAAGUCGGAAAUCAACCCUGCCGAUCCAGAGAAAACCUUCUAUCACGACUGUGAUGCCGCCCAGAUUGAUACUUCUAUUGCAGCCUUGAAGCCUCACAGUUAUCAGACCCUCCACAGUCCUUGCACCUAUGCCGCAUGGAAAGAUGUACCAAGUACCUACCUAUAUUGUACUCAAGAUGCUGCUAUUCCCCUGGUGGUUCAAAAGGGAAUGGUCGAAGGAACAGCAAAUGGAACUGGGAUGAGAACAGAGACGGUGGACGCAUCGCACAGCCCAUUCCUCAGUAAGCCUGAUGAAGUCACUGCGGCGAUUCGGCGGGCUGCUGGGGAGGUUGUUUGA